AUGUGGGCCAAAACGUUCCGGCGCCAACUAACAGGAGUGGCCAAAGUCGCCAAGCCCUUGGCUUAUCCUGUUGACAGGCAUAGUCCUCAGAACGUUUUAAACACAAGUCCCGUGUCUGUGGCCGCAGAGAUCGCGUCGGAAUACAAACGGCACAAACUUACAAACUCAGAAACCCGAGUCCGGGUCAAUCUUUUCCUCGAGGCGGUUUUUCUUGUCGACACUGCCCAGGCGACGCAAACGCUCACCCGCCUACGGGAAAAAUGCAUGUUCAACCGCCACGUCGAGUCUUUUGCUCGAAAUCUCGAGGUCUACUUAUCAUGUCUAGUGACGAUGAUGGCGCACUUUUGCCAGCGCUCCAGAAAGUUUAAUAAUGCAGAGAUCGAGGCGGUCAUCUUGGCCAUCGAAGAGAUUCCACGGCAUGUGGCCCAAUCUCGGCCCGAAACCGUGCUACGGCUACGGCUUCUGCUAAUGAUCCUCAUACUUCGGGCCAUGUCCGACUUGCAAACGAAUGACAGCAGGGCGACUCUAGUUACAAGAGCACGAAUAUUGGCCGAACAAAUGAACCUAGUUCCGGCUGAAAUCGGCCGCCUCGUGUCGCAAGAACACCCUGAGUUGGUGCCUCACUGCAAUCUUGUCUGGCGAAACACUGCAAAGACUUAUAAUGACGCCAAUGGAGACAAGAAAAUCGAUCUCUGCAUCGACCAGUAUAAAACCGAGGAUGGAAACAUGAGCUACCAGAGCCUCUGUCGUUUCAUUGCAUCGACCCGCUUCGAUGCUCUGCGGUAUUCUUCUGACCCACACGCUAAAAUGUACGCAGUGUAUGAGAAAUUGACAAGAGAGGAACAGAAAGCAUUUUUGCAAGACUAUUUGGCUUUCAACAAACAAAAGCAGCUACUAGUGGAAGAGUACUGUGGCGAUUUACAUGAGAGCCUACAUAGUAUGAAAUCCCUUCAUAUUUUUGGUGCAGCCAGCUCCAAAUGGAUUCAAGCUUGGCACAGCCAAACCUCUGAAGCUCUUGAAAAGGAGAAAAACAGGCCUCAUAGUGAGUUUGCCUUUUUUCUCUCCGUUGUUCUGCCUGCAACUUUUGCUUCUUUUGCUCUUUCGUCCAUUCUUGCUCAAACCCUUCCUUCGGGCGAGGCGAAACUACAUACUCUAGCCUCAAGCAUGGCAUACUCCUUUAAACGAAUGCUCAAGCGAGACAAAAAGUUGGUUUCGCUCCUGCAAAGACUCCCCAUGUUUUUGAAUGACGAGGCUGCCAUCCAGUUUUUUGUCUCCAUCAUAAAAGUUGUGAUCGAAGCGUGCAAAUUGCCUUCUGAUAUUCCCCACGCAGAGCAUGAGACUGUUUUCUCAACAGACUAUACGAAAGCAAACACUGAUUCCCCGGGAUAUAAGAGAGUAGGUGUGGUGAAGGUACACCCUUUUUUGCCUAAGCAAUUCGAAACAUGUCUUGAAUUAUUCCUGUCUGGCUCAUAUUUGUUGCCCAUGUUACAUCCACCAAAAGAGUGGGUUUCGCCAGAAAAUGGAGGCUUCUUCGACGACUUGGUUCCUCUUGUCAAAUCUAUCGAUCAAGAGUCUACUUCGUUCUACAUGGCUCAAGCACAUCGAACAGGACAAUUGGACUCGAUAUACGAGAGCCUAAAUGCUCUCGGAUCGGUGUCGUGGGCUAUCAAUCCGUCUAUGUUGGGCGUUUUCAAUGAUGCAAUGUCUGACAAAGGCGGGUUCAUGCAUAUUCCUGGAAUCAAGGCGCCCGACUCGUGUGAAAUGUUGGAGAAACCACAGAGGUGUGACUUCAAAGCUGAAAAAGACUAUCUCUCUGCCCUUGCCCGCCACAGGCUGACCCGAGAAGCAAGAUUGAAAAAGAAAAAGGAAGCUCACAGUUUGCGUGUUUAUUACGAGUUGGUGAACACCUUGGCUAGGUCUUUGGAGAAGAAUGGCGAUAGCAUAUUUUAUCCACAGAACAUCGAUUUCAGAGGAAGGGUAUACCCGUGCGUUUCUUUUCUUUCUCAUCACAGCGAGGACUUGGUUCGAUCGCUCCUCAUGUUUUGGGAGGCUAAACCUUUGGGCCCAAAAGGUUACGACUGGCUCCAGUACCAACUUGCGAAUCUUCACUCAGACCACUUCUUGUCUAUGGAGAAACUGAAAGCGUUUGUGGCCAACAACAAAGAGGCUAUCAUAGAAUCAGCAAAGUCGCCGAUGUCACCCCAAAGCUGGUGGAGAAAAGGCGACAGCCCAUGGCAAUGUCUUGCAAUGUGUAUGGAGUUGAAAAAUGUGUGGGAAUACGAGGGAAAGAAAGAAGAAUAUCUUUCCCGGAUUCCGAUACACAUGGACGGUACUUGCAACGGCCUUCAACAUUACGCAGCCUUGGGAGCAGAUAAAGACGCCGCAGUUUCUGUCAAUCUCAUCCCAGACACGAAAAAGCACGAUGUCUAUGUGACAGUCUUGAACCGUGUUCGAGAAAGGGUUGUCUCAGAUCUAGAAUCAGUAUCGGACGAAACGGCCGAAACUGCUCGCCAGGUUCUCCCUCUUCUCUCCCGGAAAAUUGUGAAGCAGACUGUUAUGACAACAGUUUAUGGAGUAACAUUAUACGGAGCUUUCAGACAAAUUCGAGAAAAACUAGAUGAGGUUUUCCAAGAAGGUAGUUCCGUGGGAGAAUACAAUCCCCAAACAGCCAAAAUGGCCACGUACGUCGCCAAACACGUUCUCGAUGCCAUUUCCGACUUGUUUGCCGGCGCCAAAAAAAUCCAGAACUGGCUUCUAGAAAAUUGUCGCCGGUGCAUUUCAGCAUACGAGAAACACUCCCUUCCUGAGGGGAAAAUCAACUUUUUUGAUAAAAAAAGAUACAGACCUAUGAUGUGGACGUCUCUUUCAGGGCUCCCGUCAUCCAGCCUUACCGAAAAAACACCACAAAGGAAAUUACCACUGUUUUGCAAAGGCUUUCCGUGCAAACAAAGGGCAAACUUGCGCACAUUGACUUUCCGAAGCAAUUGA
Messenger RNA from Clavispora lusitaniae ATCC 42720, 2988 nucleotides. RefSeq lists its product as uncharacterized. Gene Ontology annotation, biological process: mitochondrial transcription. Gene Ontology annotation, cellular component: mitochondrial DNA-directed RNA polymerase complex. Lineage: Eukaryota; Fungi; Ascomycota; Pichiomycetes; Serinales; Metschnikowiaceae. Gene Ontology annotation, molecular function: mitochondrial promoter sequence-specific DNA binding; DNA-directed RNA polymerase activity. The record is from RefSeq and is a predicted model, not a curated record.